CCGGCGAACCCUCCCAGCAUGGCGGCUGCGGCGGCGGCGUCGCGGCCCAGCCAGCGGCGGCAGCAGGGCGCCGGAUGCGGGAAUACGAUGUGCCUGAAGGGCCGGCGAAGGUCGUCGUCGCCUGUGCUCGUCGUCGUGGUGGUGCGUGUGUGAGUGCCUUGGAUUACGCUGCCCGCGCCGACCGUGCCCGUGCGGUUCUGCGCGCGCUGAUCGGCGCCUCUGUAUGGUUCGGCGGGACUCCCCCACGCUGCCUGGUCGAGCAGGGACCCCCGGCCUGGCGCCCGAGUCAGCGUUCGCCAUGAGCUCCAAGGAGGCGGCGUGCGCUCCGAUCCAGCUGGAGCCGGUGGACCUCUCGCUGAACAGCCGGAGCAGGUCGUCGGCGGCCUCGUCCGGCCGGGGGCUGCCGCUGGACGAGCAGCCAACGCCGCCUUCGUCGCCGCCUUCCUCGCCACCGUCGCCGGACCUCAACAAUGAUCUGGCGCUGGCCCUGUACACCUCGGCGGCGGCGGCGCGGAGGUUGGAGGCCCCCAGCGACCUGCCCCGGACGUCACCUACGUUGGCCGGCAGUCUACCGGAGGAGAUCCUGGCUUGCCGGACGACGGGCGCCAUCCUGCAAAGCAUCAAGGAGGCAUCCCUAGCGCUGCAGCAGCAACAGCCGCCGUCGCAGGCACUGAGUAAUGGCGCGGUGUCGUCGAGGCUGUGCUGGCCGCCGUCGUCCGCCGCGGUUUCCGCGGACUCGGACUCGCUGCGUCGCCGCAAGGUGCACAAGUGCGACUUCGAGGGCUGCCAGAAGGUCUACACCAAGAGCUCCCACCUCAAGGCGCACAAGCGCACGCACACAGGCGAGAAGCCGUACACGUGCACGUGGGAGGGCUGCACGUGGAAGUUCGCGCGGUCGGACGAGCUGACGCGCCACUUCCGCAAGCACACGGGCCAGAAGCCGUUCAAGUGCCAGCUGUGCCAGCGCUCCUUCUCGCGCUCCGACCACCUGUCGCUGCACAUGAAGCGGCACUGACCCUCCAUCAGAACUCGCCGGCUCCAGCGGAGGCCGUUGUCGCCACUUGCUCAACUUCCCUGGCGCCCCGACCCGCUGCUGCCGGCAGCGCCCCCUACCUCCGCAGCCGAGAGAAGAGAGCCGUUCCUAAUAUAUAUGUCCACACCAGACACACAAGCAUAUGUAUAUUACACAUGAUAGGAGAAAGAGAAGAAGACGCCGUUGAGCGCGGCCUCAGUGGGCGGCGGAGACCGCCUCCGCGGACGUUUGACGGACCUCUACUUCUUUUUUUAACGGAUGUUUAUGCCCCCACGCCUGUGGUCAGUGUGCUCAAAGGGACGCCCCGGUGCCCAGACAGUGCGCGCGUGUGUGUGUGCCCGCCAACUGAACUCUGCUGUGCGCGUGAACCGCCUCGGCCAUCAUCGAGCGAUGCAUGCGCACGCACACAUAUACACACACACCUUUCUGUACACACAUACACUUCUUAAGCCUGCGUUGCCGGCUUGACAAAACCGCCCGGUGCUGACACGCAGCCUUCUUUUCGUACAGUCACGGUUUUCGUUCGCUCCCCUUUGUUCUUUGUCGGGUGGAUGUGUGUGACGCUGUCCGAGGUAUUCCACGUGGUGAAAUCGAGCGGUUCUGUAAGGCUGGCCUUGCUCGCAGUGACGCGAACGUCGUUUUGGUACCUGUCCGCUUGCAUCGCGCUGUGACCAAGCGGAGGCGCCCACUGUUUGUGGAACGGUUGUACCGCUGCGGUGUGCUAAAAUAUGGCCUUGAUUCGUGCUCGUCGACGGGGAAUGCGAGAUGGUAGCAGAGCUGCAGCGUACGACGAAAAUAUGGGACGGCGGCCGCAUAGCGCUCCUCGGAGUCUUUAGGCCCUCGUCCGUUUCCCCUUCAAACACUACAGGGUGCUUUAGCAUGCCGCUGCUGCUGCACUACUGUUACUGCUACCGUCUGCGCCACCUGCCAGCUUCGCACGUGCUAGCUAAGCCACGCCGUGUGUGUUUGCGACGUGGCUUAAUUAGCAGGUGCAAAGCUGACAGGCGGCCUAGGUGAGCUGCGGCAUGCCAAAACUUCCUAUUGUUACGAAACAUUUAAAGAGUGCGCCGCCGUCUUGCUGCAACCUUUAAAAGGGUGCAGCAAGACACCGUGGUGAGCGCCAUCAUAUUCUGUCGAAUAUUCUUGUUGUCGGCGCCUGUUCGCGUUUGUUCUUCGUGUCACUGCCGUGUGGAAGAAAGCCGCCCUACGCCGGCGAGCUGCGUUGAAGGCGACUGAAGCGAGCGCAUGCGCAAUCAAAGCCUCGUGCUCGCUUAUAGUAGCGGCAGUACUUAGUCUCUGUGAUGCAUCCUCUGCGGCCCUGCGGUUCACCCGGUCCCGCCAGCAAGCGUCCGUCCAAUCAAGGCGCAGCCUUCAGUGCUUGCUGUACUCGCCACGUCCGUUGCGCAGGCUUCAGCUUGACGUUAAUGUCCGCCAGUAUUCGACUAACGCAGCCUGCUGUAGCCCUCUCUCUGUUCAAACUGUUCAAACUGGGGUCGCUGAGGAACCAGUGGCUGGCGCAGGGGCCUGGCUUGCGAGUUAGUACAGCGACGAAACUCGCUUGCCUUCGCAUUCCCCAUUGUUCCCCUUUGGGUAGAGCCUGGACCUUUGUAAGCUCGCGACGAGCUGUUAAAUGCUCACCUUUCGCUUCUGGUGGAAGCGGCCACCUGACGGUUACCUGACCGCGACCUUUUCUUGUUCGCUGUAUAGCUGUUUUGUGCUUGAAAAAUGGCGUGCAUCCCGUAUCGAUAGCGCCACUUUACUGUGACCGCGCGAAACGACCGUAGCCGUGCUAAUUUAGGGCGUCUGAUCUGUACUUUAGAGACAACGUGAGUGGCUACUUUGAACCCGGAAGCUGUUGUGGCUAUUGAAGGUGCUGCGGAAAAAGAGAGAAAAAAAUGGUUCUUAAUGUUGUUGUUAAUGCCAUUUGAAGACAGCUGAAGGGCAGUUGUUGAGACCGUAUAGGAAAUCAUUUCACGUUGUACAGGCUUCCUUUUUCCAGCUUGCUUGCGUGACCACAAAAUCGUACGAAGGCGUCUCGCGUGCCGAACCCUAUAGCAGUAGCACCGGGACCAGCUGACACACUAGACGCCUCGAAACCUGCCUCGUGGCCUCCGUGGUCCUCAGCGCGCGCGGGGUGUUACCGCGCGCGCUAAGUAUCUCUGAGGUGAUGCCUACCGACACGCAGUGCCGGCGCGAACGAUAUGGUGGCAUCUUAAAAGACAACAGCUGCACAUUGACUCUCAACUUCGCUCCCGUGGAUUGUUUGGCGCGCGUACGGACACUGAUAGAAAUUUGUUAAGUCCACUUGCCACUGCGAUGCGAGAGCGCGCUUUGGCUGCACCUCGGUGCAUACGUCUCCCACCUUCCACAAAGUGGUCGCGGAAGUAGCCUGGAUCAUGCCACUUUCGCACGUGGUAUGAUCGAGAAAGUGAAUCUGGCAAUGGUCAUCUUUAUUUUUCGAACCCGACCUACUCCGUUGCUUUUAGGCCCACUAGGCUCCUGGACGUUUACUGCCUUGGGCACAUCCAGUGAUCGAUGGUUGCCGUCUGAAGUCUAACGAAAAGUUCAGUCGCGUCGUCAGAUGUCUGCAGAGCCGAGAUAUACGCGUGAAAGAAGCAGCAGCAUAUGGUGUUAGCGUCGGUGACCGCCGUGAUAAAUUCAUUCUUCAAAAGCGUUUGCUCGCCACUCAUCAUGUCUCGCAAAGUCACGAUAUUUCUCAUCCAAUUUGAGCCGCAUGCUUGCUCGUGAUGACAGCUCCAUAAUACACAACAUUCCAUUCUGAACGCGCCGAAGGUCGAGCAGAGAACGGUGUCCGGAUUGUUUCUUUUUUAACUUGCACUUCCCUUUUACGUAAGCUGGUGGUAAAAGAAAAUUACAGAAAGGGCAACAACCGAUGAACGGAAGCAACUUAGAAAUGAUCAGGAACAAAAUGUCAUAAAUGGCUUGAAGGAAUGAACGCGGUUAAGAAACGAGAAUGUCUCCGCGUUUCGGUAGGAGGUUUUUGAAUUCUGGCUGUCGCUUAUGGCAAGCUUUGUCUCGUGAGAGAGAAUCAUCGCAUACUACUAACUCGAACCCAACUUCGUGUGGUGCUUCAAUAAAGGGGGGGGUCACGGUCGAGUAGAUUUAUUGCGAGGUGUCUGCCUAAUGACUUAAAAGCGCAUAACAAAGACCGAUCUAGUUAUGUUGAAAACAGAGUUCCCGCUGGCGUAUCUUGUGGACUCCCGAACUCGAAUCGUGGUACUGCUGCAUUCCCCAUUUCCACGCGAAAUAAACGUCGUUCUCCAGGCCGAAGGGAACCUUUCCAGAGAAGUUUUUCUGUUGUGCUGAAAUAUGCGAUGCAGUUUGUAAACGUUGUAAGCUACGAAGCGGCGGUCAUGCUAGACGGAACCUAGCUGGUCAGAUUCAGUUCUUUCUUUACAUGGAAUUGAUAAAGUUGCUUAAAGGCAAUAUAAUUUUUACCCUAAAGUGGUUUAUUCGUCAGCCAUCGGUGAUGAUGGACAAAGGUAUGAAAGAAAUUGCCCAAGUGCGCUUGUCCACACCUCUCGUUUGACCCCACCAAGAUGCAGACUGGACAUCGCUUUGCGAGCUAGAUCAAUGGUUAAUUCGAUUCACCUUCAUUUCCUCAACUAUAGUGUCAAGAGGUGCUACACCUUGCUAUGUUUCACAAGUACAACGUGGCGUCGUUUGCAUGUCUCCAUUCGCUUCAGCCAGUGCAGGCUUCUAUGUCGAUUUCGACAAUAUGGCGGAAUUCCACAAUCUCCAUAAAGCACCCCUAGACAGAGCAGCCGCUCUUGCGGCGCCAUCUUGUGACACUGUAUCGAACCAAAUUAUUUUGCAAUUUUAUCGCAUUGUGCGUCUGUGUUCCAUGCGACGCGACGCGACGUCGCAGAGUCACAAGGUGGCGCAACUAGCGCUGCUGCUCGCGUUCCCGUUCCGGUAUUGGAACGGAAGUGCUGACACGCUUACGCUCAAGCUAAAAUUCCAUUCAAAAUGGCGGCAAGGCUUAAGUAGUACCUUUGUACAUGGGGCUUUUGGCUGGAGGGAUUUCGAGACAUGAGCGAGGCCCUUUCUUUGGCCCAAGCGUGUGUACCUACCUCGUUUCAUUGUACACGCUGCCGAUUCCUGCGGUUGUUACCAUUUUGGUGACCUAAUGGGCGGUCACGCCAUCGUCCCUUCGUUACACUCUGUGACCGCUUUUGCGCAGAUUGUUUUGUGCGGUGUGGGUGCACGCUAAGGCGUACUCGAGAAUGUGAAUGGCUUUAAUACUGUUGGUUCGCUGUUGGUGUAAUACUGGUUGUUAUCGCCGGGGCGUUUCUUCAAGGUCUUCUGUAGCGUCGAGUCCUCUGUUGCUUUCGAUCUACGUGCUCACCCACAGUGAACUCUUGUCGUCGCAGAGAUAUGCUGCCUAAACGGCACGAAAGUGUAGAUACAAUCCGAGGUCGUAAUAUAUAUGUAUACAUACCGCAUACACAUGUUGUAAACGUGUUCUGAGCUGACGAGCGCGUAAUAUAUACGUGUAAUCUCGAAAAUCAAGACGAUAGUGACCGGCGAAGACGCCCAGCGAUACUUCCGGUGUGGAUGCGUUCUUCUUCGGGAGCCUAUAGCUGUUCUUUUCCACUUGAUACGCGAUACCGAACAAAACAAAAAGGCAAGUGUCUUCUUGUCGGAGGCAGAAACAACUUGUUGGCUCAAUCACGUGAUCGUUUCAGAAGGCGGCCAGCCUUGCUUAACACUCUUGGGACGUUGUUUGGUGGCCUCGCAGUGUUUUUCCCCCUCCGAUGGUUGGGUUGUAUGUAUUUUUUUUCUUGCCACCGCGGCCACUAUGGAGUUUUAGCGCGCCCGUCAAUUAUUGCCGUUUACGGAAUAACGGAGACGCGGAGCGCUGGUGACGCCGUAUUUCGACGGUAAGCUCAACUAUUGAGCUCACAAAAGUAAGAUUGCAGCGACCACGUUCUACUUCGCUGCUGCUGUGUAGGCGUCGGCAGCCCCCUUCAGCGAGGGCACCCACUAAAAAAAAAAAAAAAGCAAACACUUUAUGGCUGAAGAAAGAAUCACGAGGUGGCGCUACCAGCAAUCCGAAGUUCCCAUAUUCCGUAAUCGAGACCGGCUAAAGGUUUAUAAUGAAGAGUUCUAACUUCGCAAAUGUAUUGCAGUUUACUGAAUACCGGGUUACCAGGGGUGUUUGCGUUAGCGGUCGCGUUAGUGGGGCCAUCUUGUGGUGCUGAGUUUAAAACUAAAGGAUACACAGCUAUUAUUGCAAUGACGAACCAUAUUCUACUGAACUGUUUGCACAAAGCGUCUGCAGCGAGAUAAUCGUCAGUCUUCUUUUUUUUUCUUAAUUCUCCUUCGACAAGAGCAACUGUGUAACAGAAACAUUUCUAACGCGUUGUGGUUGGAUGAAGCAUCGCAAGAUGUCGUUACCCGUGUUACCGCUGCCGUCUACAGCUCCGGUAACCCAGUAUUCCGCAAGCGGUAAUAUGUUCACGGACACGCUAGGACUCUGUAACACAGCUUUAGCCUGUUUGUAAAGGUACUAAAGUUUACCGGGUGUCGAAGUACGUACACGGCAGCUGUAGCGCUGGUAGCGCCAUCUUGUAACGCUUUCUUCAACACAUGAGAAACGCGUUUGCGCCGCGUCAUUGUUCUCGCAGAAGGGAAAACAAACCUGUUAUAUACUAAUGACUGCUGCUGCUGACGCAUUUCUACCAUAAUAAUGCUAUAUUUGCGAUUAUAGUUUUGUACGAUCUCGUUGACGUUAGCGUCGGGAGAUGGCGCCACCAUUUCUGCUCCGGACGCCUGUCGCUGGGGUUUAGCUAUUCCGUAAAUUAUAACACGUUUUACAAACUAAAAUUCUCAAACAGAGCUUUUUCUCUUCCGUCAACGUAUUACUUCGGUAACACGUAGCCAUAUUAAAGUUGUUCCUUCAACGAGAGCACUCGUGUAGCACAAGCUUGUUUCUAACGCGUUGUGCUUGGAAAGGGCGUCACAAGAUGUUGCUACUAGCGUUGCCACAACUGUAUAAGGUAUUCCGUAAAGGGUAAUAAGUUUUCGGACACGCUAACGCUCUCUGAUGUCGCCGCCCCGGUUACGUGGAAUGGGUGCCUUGGCCGUUGUUCCUUGCGCGCGCUAUCAGGGCGCUCGCCGUUCAAGAGCGCGCCGCGGCUUGUAUCGCGUGCCUCGCCUAUGGAAAAGGGAAGCCGUCACCUGAGGGUUCUGCUCACACUGUGAUUCCUCGAGCAAAACUCGACGCGGAUAUUAUUUUUCCUACAAUAAAAAUUGUGCAAAGAAAGAG
Messenger RNA from Dermacentor andersoni, 7325 nucleotides. RefSeq lists its product as uncharacterized. Gene Ontology annotation, molecular function: RNA polymerase II cis-regulatory region sequence-specific DNA binding; DNA-binding transcription factor activity, RNA polymerase II-specific. The record is from RefSeq and is a predicted model, not a curated record. NCBI's taxonomy places the organism in Eukaryota, Metazoa, Arthropoda, Arachnida, Ixodida, Ixodidae. Gene Ontology annotation, biological process: regulation of transcription by RNA polymerase II.